AUGAACAUCAAUCCUUUCAAGCAUUGCCAGGAAUACAUCCCGGACAAGGAUGAUAAAUAUAUUGGAUGCCUCAACUUUACGAAUAGCGAGGAUCCUUGCUGGUAUCUGAAGGUAAUCGCAUUAGAGUUACGAAAUUUCUAGGAUUAACUUUUUACUUUGUAGACAAUGGAUUGCCUCCUUUAUUAAUUUUAUUAACUUCAGGAGUUACAUCGUGCAAAAGGAUUUCGACAAGUCUCGUUGGCGGUGAUUCCAUUUAUUCUGUCCAGUCUUACAUUGCUUUUUAACGUCCUUUUUAUUUAUGUCGUCCUCAAAUUGGUAUUUCACAGGGGAAAAAGGUAAAUCCUAUAUUCUAAAAUUAUGCGAUUACUUUUACUCACAAGUCUAUAAAAAUAAUUUUUUUACAGUUCUCGAAAACGUUACUCAUUCCUUAUUAACCGUGCCAUCAGUACUCUAACUACUCAACUGCUCUUUUAUGUUCUUUUAAUUAUUUGGAAAACUGGUGGUUUAAUAUACUGGACUUCUUUUUUCUUGUUGUGUCUUGGUGGAAUCAGCGUUUUUACCCAUGCUGGCACUUAUAUUGUGAUGACAUGGUUGUUAUACGAGGCUGUUACUCGACCUUUAUGGUAUAAGACCAAGGUUGUGAUGAAGUUUUGUUUGAUUUGCAUAACUGUAAUUUGGUCGGUGUCGUGUAUUUUAUCGGUAUGCUCUUUGAAUAUCUUCACUUUAAUUAAAAUUUAUUUUAAACUUUUUGUAGCCGGCUACUUUCAGCUUGGUCUUGGACUUGUUCUGGCGACCUUAUUCUACCCGGAAACCUCCCCAUUCUUCUGUGAUUACUAUACUUGCCAAUUCCCGGUAUUCUUUUGUUUUGUGGUAGUAAUCUCAAUCUCCUACUUCUCCGUCAUCUUCUUCUAUGGAUUUAUGUUGAUCAGAAUCCGAAUGAAACCAGAAUUCCAUCAUUCCGUGGAAGGUGAUAUCACCGUGACAAGAAACAUGAGGACUUUACGGCGGCUUGCCUUAAAUCUAAUAACCUUCAGUAUCUGGAAGAUACCUCUUUUAAUUGUCGGCAUCUUAUCUUUGGCUGAAUUAGACGAUCUUAGACAACUUGGAUAUGACCAGAAGAGUUCUUGCAAAACAUUCAAAAACGCAAAACUAUAUUACAAAGCAGAAAUGUUUGGAAGUAUCGCCUUAUGCCUGUGGCUGUUAGGUGAGUAGAAAAAAUUAUGUCUCUUAUUUUAUGAAACUGCUUUUAGGGUUGGGAAUGGACCCCAUAAUCAACAUAAUCAUCGACCCUCCGCUCUGUAACUACCUCAGAUACCGUUUCUGGCAUUACGUCAACGUUUGCAUGACGUUUUUCACCGACUCUAAGAAACCCGAGAAGACACAACAAAGCGAAGAAACGUGCUCUGGAGAGUUUUAG
This is a messenger RNA of Bursaphelenchus xylophilus (pine wood nematode), 1417 nucleotides long. The record is from the annotation of a GenBank genome assembly. NCBI's taxonomy places the organism in Eukaryota, Metazoa, Nematoda, Chromadorea, Rhabditida, Aphelenchoididae.